GCUCUUUGGUUCCGUGCUGUGGUUCCGUGUGAUAAUGGGAUUUAUUCUAAGGAACAUUUAAAUAUUAUUAGCCGGAUAUCAUCAAUAUUGGCUUGACAGUGGCGUAAUAUAAUAUAAUUUGGAUCACCAUGGAUUUCUUCACCGAGGUGAUCGGAGAGACGGUGAUUCUUGGUUUGGAUUCGCUUAUCCUCGGCUUCUGUGUAAAGCAGUUGAGCAAAUGCAAGCAUAUAUUAAAUGCUUUACAGACCGCACCAGUGCUGGACAUAGACUCGUCACUCAGCAGAGAGAUCAGCAAGUACCCCAACAACACCAUUCCGUAUGUGGUGAUCCGGGGCUUGGUGAAGCCCCUCGGGAACCCCAUUGUUAGUAACUACAACAACUCUGUCACUGGUGUUGUUCAAAGGCUAACGAUAAAGGAGCAUGUGAUAGCGCGCACGUCGGCAGGUUUCUGGUCGGAUCAGACGCGCACGAUCCAUGAGGUGUGCAACUCCUGUCCCUUCGUACUGAGCAAUGGCAAGUUCAGCAUUGAAGUGGUGGACGCGCUGGCGGCAGAGUUACUUGACAUGGACGUGAUCUCCGACAAGUUCGAGCCCAUGUCCCCCGGCGUCAUCGACCACGUGUGGGGCUUCUUCUCUGGCGUGAGGCAACGCGGGCUCCAAUCCAUGGAGGAAAUGCUUCGAGACGGCUCUUUUAUAACUGCUGUGGGGGAGCUUAGUGGUCCGCCUGGGGCGUUGAAGAUACAGCCGCCGAGAGAUGGCCUACCAUUGUACCUCACAACUGCUACCAAGUCAAGUUUGCUCAAGAGAUUGGCGAGCUCAAGAGAUUUCCUUAGAGUACUGGUGGUCCUCUUCGGCACAGUGGCGGCGCUGGCAGGGUCCCGCAUCGCCUACAAGUACAUAUCACGGCGGCGGCGCAAGGCGCGCGAGCACGAGGUGAAGCAGCAGCUCGCGGCCGGGCGGCGGGAGCGCCGCGCGCGCGCCCGAGACCGAGACCUCAGCGAGGCGCAGCUCUGCGUGGUCUGCACCGAGAACCCGAAGGAGAUAAUCCUGCUACCCUGCGGCCACGUGUGCCUCUGCGAGGAUUGUUCAGACAACAUCACAGAGCAGUGCCCGAUCUGCCGAGAGCGGAUAGAAUCACGCGCGCCCGCCUUCAUCACGUAGGGGCGGGUUGAGACAACAGGGCAAAUUGACACAACGGGGCGAGUUGAUACAGCGGGACAGGUUGAGACAACGGGAAAAGUAGAAACAGUGACUUGAGAGUAUGUGACAGGAUAAGUUUUUAAUCUUUAGCCUGGACAAUUGUGAAAAUUAGACGUUUGUAAAUUGCAAGCAGCAAAAUAUAGGCAACAGUUGAAAUAAAAACGUGUGAUUUGUUACACAGGAGUCAUUUUACUAGGCUGGCUCGCUGGUCUAAAUAAUAUUAUUGUUUAAGCUGUUUCUACACCUACAGUCAACUAAAGUGAGUUUUAGCAAUGAGUUCAUACUUAGGUAAAAUAGGGCUUUAGUGCUAAAAAGUGCUCCGUUUAUUAGUCAAAUAGAGCUAUAGUUUACCUUAGACAGGUACUAUGUCAUAGUUCAAUGAAAUAAUCUGUAUUUUCUGUGUCUUAUUGUAUAUUUUUUAUGAUUAAUGUAACUGAUUUGUAUUAUUUAUGAAAUAUUGUUUGCUUAACUCAAGGCUCGACUGUAGGCACGCCCCGAAUUUGUACAAUAUAGUUAACUAAUUCUAGGUAAUGUUUGUAAUAGCGUAUU
Molecule: messenger RNA, 1748 nt
Organism: Cydia strobilella
Lineage: Eukaryota; Metazoa; Arthropoda; Insecta; Lepidoptera; Tortricidae
Gene: Mul1
Product: mitochondrial E3 ubiquitin protein ligase 1
Exons: 6
Coding region: 129-1160 (343 amino acids)
Biological process (GO): protein ubiquitination; organelle organization
Molecular function (GO): ubiquitin-protein transferase activity
Source: RefSeq, a predicted model, not a curated record